Messenger RNA from Ornithorhynchus anatinus (platypus), 960 nucleotides. It is a transcript of the gene EFCAB2, whose product is annotated as EF-hand calcium binding domain 2. Gene Ontology annotation, molecular function: calcium ion binding. The record is from RefSeq and is a predicted model, not a curated record. The transcript is spliced from 7 exons. NCBI's taxonomy places the organism in Eukaryota, Metazoa, Chordata, Mammalia, Monotremata, Ornithorhynchidae. Bases 274 to 759 code for a protein of 161 amino acids.
CCUUCCGCCUCCGAGCCCCGUGCUCCAUCGCUAGGCCGUGCUGCUUCUCCAGGAAGGGAAAAGUAGGGAAGGGCUAGGAAAGGGGUUCGGCUCCUUCUUCCUCCUCCCCUUUCCCGCCGAGGCCCGCACUGCGGGAGGGCAGGGGCGACUGGGUUCCUUCGGGGAGCCGGGCCCGCUCAGACCCAGGACCUGAGGGGAGAGAGAGGAAGAGAGCGGGCGCCUGGGAGGGAGCCGGCCCACGGCCAUCUCCAGGGCGACGAGCCUCGCAACAAGAUGGCGGAGGAGAAAGACAACGCAGCUGUGGUAGGAGAGAUACAGAAGAAGAUCAAAGAUGCUUUUGAAGUUUUCGACCAUGAAACUAAUAACACUGUGGAUGUCAGGGAGAUUGGUACAAUUAUCCGGUCACUGGGGUGUUGCCCAACUGAAGGAGAGCUACAUGACCUAAUUGCAGAGGUAGAAGAAGACGAGCCAACUGGAUAUAUCCACUUGGAAAAAUUUAUUCCGAUGAUGACCAAAGUAUUGAUGGAAAAGAGAUAUAGGCCGAUUCCAGAAGAUGUCCUUCUUCGUGCAUUUGAGGUCUUAGACCCGAGUCAACGAGGACAUCUGACUAAAGAAGAGCUUGUCAAGUUCAUGACCGAAGAAGGCGAGCCUUUCACACAAGAGGAAAUGGAGGAGAUGCUGUCUGCUGCUGUGGAUCCAGAAUCAAACGUCAUUAAUUACAGAGACUAUCUAUCGAUGAUGGUGGUAGAGGACAAUUAAAGUGUCACAAAAUAGAUUGGGCCACCUCUAAUGAAAAUGAAAUCUUUUUUUAAAUUUUAAUUUGCAGUUUAUUUACUUGAAUUUCUUUUCCUGGUUAGUGGGUAGCUACUCUCCGUAAAACUCUUAGAAGAUGUGAAGAGUGCCUUAUCAACUAGGAUAAUCAAGAUGAUUCUAGCAAAUAAAGACAUGAGGCAAGCUGUG